This is a messenger RNA of Perkinsus marinus ATCC 50983, 743 nucleotides long. Its product is annotated as WD-repeat protein, putative. The record is from RefSeq and is a predicted model, not a curated record. Gene Ontology annotation, biological process: positive regulation of transcription by RNA polymerase I; rRNA processing. Gene Ontology annotation, cellular component: nucleolus. Gene Ontology annotation, molecular function: protein binding. Lineage: Eukaryota; Perkinsozoa; Perkinsida; Perkinsidae. The transcript has 6 exons. The annotation marks the transcript as partial.
AUGUUGUGGUCGAAGCAUAAGGACUUCACAACGUGUGUGGCGUUUAGGAACGAUGGGAAGCUUAUUGCGGCUGGAGACGGAUCGGGAAGGAUCAACGUUUACGACCUUACGGCCACGAGGAAUAUAUUGCGAAGAUUUAGAGGAGGGCAUGAGGGAGCGGCCAACUCAGUGUGCUUUGCUUCUCAUGAUCGAACGCUCGUCUAUAGCGCGGGAAAGGACGGCAAAAUCAUCCAAUGGUCAUUAUCUUCGGACACAAGGACAGCUUCGGAAGGUGGCAGUCUCAUUGGCAAGCACGAUGACGCUGUUCAAGUCGUCUUUGCCACUACUGCUGGCUCCAUCAUAACGGCAGGUUAUGACGGUUUCGUCCACGUAUGGAAGCCUAUAGACUCUGAAGAGGAGGAGCAGGACGUCGACAUGGAAACUGGAGAGGAUAAGGUUCCCGAGCCGGUUAGCAGCUACGCCCAUGGGAGUCCAAUUGAUGCUGCAUGCCUAUCUCGAAACCAAACGUUGUUGUAUGUGGCUGGUGGGGGAUUCGUGUCGACCAUUGAUCUGAUUGCUGGAAAGGUCGUCCAGAAGAGUCCACUUGGGCAUAGCAAGGCGGUGACGGGCAUGUGCGUGAAUGCGAAGGGGGAUGUCGUCACUGGCAGUCUAGAUGGCACUGUCAAGGUGUGGGAUACGGCGGGGCUGGGUGAUGACAACGACGAGGAGGAGGAGCAGGGGAAGGGGUGGAAGCUCCUCCAUAC